UUUUGUUGUUGCAGAGCCGACGAAAAGCUUAGCAAUGCCGAUUAAAACGAAGCGAACAAGUGUGUAGACAGGACAACAAUUUUUAGUAUUGCAAGUAAGUCGAAAGGAAUAACAACCAACAAAACGGAUAAUGGCAACUAUCAAAAUAGACCAAAAAACAAAUAAAUGAAAAAAUUAAAUAAAUUUGAAAAGUUACCACAAAUGUCAUGAAAUAAUUUCUAAACGCACAAUGAAAUUCAGAGAAACAACCGAGUGCCAAGACCCUCGUUAAAUGCAAUUUAACAACCCCAGUGAAAUCAUUCGAAUUGGUGGAAAAAAAGGUGCAUUAAAUCUUCCCUUCGCCGAAAAAAAGUUUAGCACAAGCGACUUACAUUCUCGUGGAUAAUGACAAAGAUUUUGUCGUUGUUGUCGUCGUUCUGGUGAAUAUAUAAAAAAAACCCCAAACCAAAACACAAACAUAAACAAACAAGCAAACAAAAAAAAACUUCUACAUAAACACUCAAAGCAAGCUAAGCUAAGGCAAAAAGAAUAAAUGAAACAAACAGUCCCUAAUGUAUCUUUUAUUCGACUUGCAUAUUGCGUUGCGUUAUAUAAAUACAUGUGAACGAACAACGAACGAGGCCGAAAGGAGAAGGAGGCGUUCACGAGUGCAAUAUCACAUCAUCAUCCUCAGCCAGCGGGCCACAAAGAUCCAGUCAUUGGAGCAAGUCAAGUGCAGAGUAUCUGCCGAGGAGACCAGACAACAACCACCGCAAUGUAAAUUAAUAAAAAAAAGACAAUCUAAUGAAACUCGCAUCUGUCCAGGCGUAAGAACUGACAUUAUCUACAGCAAAACAGUCUUACAAAAAUAAAUAACCUUUAAAACCCCCAAAGCAAUUUCAACACAAAUAAGAGAAGCACAUUUACGAACUUUUAACCAGAAUCCAUUUGACUUGGAACUCUAGUGGACGACGAGGAGGAGUAGGACAAACAAAAAGUGGACAUCAAAGAGAAAAAUGAGGAAAUGCAAUAAAAGGCAAAAUAAAAUGAAACGAGAAAGCACAACAACACAAAAAUUACUAAUAAUAAAUCUUAAAGUAAGUUGGGAGAUUUAAAAAGCUGUAAACACUUGAGGAUACACCUGCGAUACGCUUGGAUUCGAAUUGGAACCAAGACCAAGUGAGCGAGAAAUAAAAUAUAAAAAUCAAUUUACAAGAAGUGUUGACAACUUUAAGGCGAACUCACACACACACGCACAUCAAAGAACACAUACACACAUAUUUAGAUAUAUGUACCCAAAGAAAGCAGCAGCAGAUCAAAGAAAACAUGUCGAAUUUACUUUUCAUGGAUGAAUCGAAUGGCAAUGGUGUGUAUGCAACGUCUGCGACAGCAAUUUUAAUCAACAAUACAAAUAUCAAUAAUAAUAACAACAACAGCAACAACAUUGGACGUGGUAACAGCAAUCACAACGGCAAUAGCAACAACAACUCGAACAAUACACCACCCACUUCGAAUAACAAGAGCAAUAAUUACAACAAUAAUAAUAACAACAAUAACAACAGUAGUAGUGGCAGUGGCAACAAUAUCCACAAUUUAAUGGCAGCAGCUUCAAAUGCAGCCGGCACGGCUGCAUGUGCCAAUGGAGUCAUUCCUCCCCAGCUGCCCACAUCACUAUCAAAUGAAGAUCUCAGUCAAAGUCUUUCCGAAUACACGGAUGCCGAUGAAAGCAUAUCAGCACCGACAGAAUUCUUAGCCGAGUUUCUGUCUUCAGUCAUGCUCAAGGAUUACAAAAAAGCUUUAAAAUAUUGCAAGCUAAUUUUGCAGUACGAGCCACACAAUUCGACAGCAAAGGAAUUCUAUCCAUUGAUAUUGGACAAAUUACGUGGUGCCACCUCUAGUGACAGUGACGAAAACUACAAUAAAUCAUCUUCCUCACCGGAAUUAAUACUGGAAGCACCAUCAUCAGAUCCUUCGGCGGGAGAAAGUGAUGAACAGGAAGCUUUGGCUGGUGAGGAAAAGCUACAUCGUCAGCAUAUACGGCGACCGCAUUUGCCAGACUUAGGUAUAGCUGAGGGCAUUUUAGAUCCCAAUUCAAAUGUGAGCAGCAACAGCAAUAGCAUUGAAGACGACGAUGAUGUGGACGAGGAGGAGGAAGAGGGUGCAGGUGGUGUUCUAAGCAGUGGCUCGGUAGGCGUUAGUCUAAGUGAUUCCGUAGAUGCUGAUGACGACGAGGAUGAUGGAGAAGAUGCUGACGACGACGAUGAUGAUGACCGUGACGAUGAUGACGAUGACAUCAUGAGCAGCAGUGGCGAUGAUUUGCCCGUUGAUGAACAUCAGGUCAUUGUGGGCGAUGUCCUGGACAUAGAUAACUCAGGUAAUGCAUGUGGCGGCGAAGGUGCUGAUGGUGUAGCUUUAAAUGGUUCAAAUUCAUCACGAAAUUCUUCGAGUGGUGGUAAAAUUAGUAGCCGCAGUGACAAUACGACACACUCGUAUUCGAGUUUAUUGCUGGAGGAAGAAGAUGAUAUAGUGCCUGCAAAUCUACACUUUCCCAAGGAUUUUAACACACCUGAUUUGGAUGUUAGCAAUGGUAAUAAAAUUCCCUCAACAUCCUGCAGUGAUUCGGAAUCACCAACAGAACCGCUGACACAAAGAUUAGCAGCCAUUUUACGCUCAAAGUGUGGUGUUUCAAAUACUAAUGGUUAGAAAUACUCCCAACACUCCCUGGAUGGCAUAUAUGUUAAAAAAAUAUUAAGUGUAAAUGAAAUAUAUAGUAUAUAUACAAAAUAUGUCUAUAAUCGAAAAUUAUAUAAACAAACACUCACACACAGUAACACAGCAUUCAACAAUAUUUUUGGCUAACCUAUUAUUAUUAUUAUUGAAAUACUUUUAUCAAUUUAAUUUUUCUCUUUCCUUCAGUAAUAAUAAAAUUUAAUGCAAACUAAAUUGUUAUCAUAUUCCAAUCAUUGUGGAGUAUAAUAAUAUAUAUAUUUUUUUGUUACAAUAACAACAUUUUGCACACACAUACACAUAACAAGAAAAUUAUAAAUGUUUAUGUGUAUUGAUAUUAAUCAACUUAUACUCAAUAUUAACUUUAUUAUAUACUAACUUACUUAAUAUCUCAAUUUUUGUGGACUUAUUUAAUUUAGAACAAUAUUUUACGGUACUUAUAUAUGAAAACACAUGUAUACUUAAUUCAACGUAUUUAUAGUCUAUCUAAUAUCGGAUGUACAGCUGGUCGUCAACAUAACGUGUAAUGUUCUCAUAGUUUUAGUUUUUGUGUGUCUUAGUGUUGUUAACAAAUACGUCAUGAAGAUGUAAAUUGGGCGUCAUAUUUUUUGAAAAUAUUUUGUUUUUUGAAACAUAUUCUAAGAACAAAAAUGAUAUUCCAGUUUUUUUUAGACUAGCAUGUUGACCAGUUAAAUUAUUAUUAUAUUUUUUUUAUUUAGAGAGCUUAUACACGGCCUAUAUAUGUAGAAGCCGAUUCAGAUAUUUGCUUUAAUAAUAUACACAUAUUUAUAUAAAUAUAUUUAGAUAUUAGGUUCUGCCUUGUCUACCUUAAUAUUUAUUUAGUUUAUUUAGCUAAUGACAAUGGAUAAAAAAGAAAUUUUUUAUAUUGUAUGGAUUUAAUACUUGGUAUAAUAAUUACAGCCCAGCUGAUUAGCCUCUAUAGUAACACUAAUGUCAAAUUUCGACAUGACGUUUUGUGUUUUACCUCCAUUUCUGGAUAUACAAUAGGUAUACACUUUCUUAUAUAAAAUUUCAUUGCAGUUCAAAUUUAAUUUUUUUUUUACCUAAUAAGAAAAAAAUGCUGUCAUACUUUGCAAAACACAUGGUGCGGAAACUUUUUUUCGCGGUGAAGGAACAGCGACACCACAUAUGUUGAUAUAGUCGUAUUUUUCAUGUUUCCCAAAAUUCCAAAAUAGUUUGGUUGCAAUUUGAAAGGGAAGUUGCUUUCUUCAUUCAUAACGAUUGUUUGAAGUGUUGAGAGAUUUGGACCUACAGCUAACAAUUAUACAUUCAGAGGAAUGAUAUUAAGGCAUUAAAAUUAAAUAUCUUAAGAACUAUUUUUCUGCAUUUUAAAUUUUAAAAAUCCGCAUUCCAAACAAAGAUAAAUUUUGUAAAAUUAAAAUAAUUUAUUGAGAAAUAUUUUUUAUUAACAUUUUUGGACAUAUAACUCUGAAACUUGUAUUACCUAAAAAAACAAAUUUUGUAUGCGUUUGUUAUUACGUUAGUUGUACAACAACACUUGUUGUUAUCUUUAUUAUUAUUCUACCAUGGAUCUAAUACAGCAUUUUGUUGUUCCUUCCAAAAU
This is a messenger RNA of Musca domestica (house fly), 4291 nucleotides long. Its product is annotated as myb-like protein AA. Lineage: Eukaryota; Metazoa; Arthropoda; Insecta; Diptera; Muscidae. The transcript is spliced from 8 exons. The record is from RefSeq and is a predicted model, not a curated record. Gene Ontology annotation, molecular function: protein binding. The coding region runs from base 1306 to 2682 and encodes 458 amino acids.